AUGAACAUGAAUAUGUAUUUCGGCCCUGAAGAGGCGGACUCACCUGAAUGCACCAAAAUGGAUUUUCUUUCCACAGACAAAUAUUUACCCGACAAUUCGGGUGAGCCCCUGUUGUUGGCAGAGUCAUACCCGCUUGAAAGUAUGGAUAUCUGCACAGUUCCCGAACAAUCAGAUCCAUCAAACAUCUGGGAGCUGUUGCCCGCAAAAGCAUACUCACCUGAGGAGGACUUGAGCCUGCACCCAAUUCCUGACCACCUGCACCAUUUCGAGCACUUGGAGUUGUUGCCUGCAAAGACAUACUCACCCGAGAGCCCAAGUAUCUAUGAAAGCGAUUUAUCGCCCAAUGGGGUGGAACCUAAUGAUCACUCGAGCGUGUGGGGUUGGCCAGUCGGGCCAGAGCAGGUUGCUGAAUAUCAAGACCUCGCCAAGUAUGAUUCAUCUUUCCUUGAAAGCUUAAUAGAUGACGCCAUCAAAGAUUUCAUGCCAAACCAUCUGCCAUCAAUUGCUGAGUCUGCAGCCAAAUCUUCUGACGCCAAUGGAUUCUCUAUCAAAAAGAUUCUGAGCCCUGAAUCAUGCAGUCCUGGAACUCUCACUGGUGUGCCGGAAAAUUGGUUGAUCCCUGCCAAGUUGAAUGUGCCCCUCAAGCGCGUGGCUGAGAGUCAGCCGAAUUUGGUUGACAACCCACCCUUUAAGCGCCCUUGCAGCCGGGCAGCUUCUAUCCGUUCCGUGGGCGUCACCCAAGAAGCUAAGCGGCCCAGCAAGACUCGACCCGUCGCUUCAAAGCUCAAUAUUCGGCUCAGCCCAUCUCGAAGAUCCAGCAUUGCCUAUUUCAAUGGGGACAAUGAGGUUGAGAAUCCAUUCCAAUAUGCUGCUGGAAGCGAUAAGAAAUAUGGGGCCCACAAAAAAUUGUUCGGUAAUGACGGCUUCUUUGGGCCUCUUCCUGACUCGGAGCGUGUAUCUCUAAAAUCUGAGACAUCUCCGAAGCCACCUCUGACUCCGGGCCCGAUCCCAGCCUCAAUUCCGAAGUCAAACCUUUUGCGAGGCUUAAGUAAAAGGUUCAGAAAGCAACCUGCAGAGACUGUGAGUCUGAUCCCACCAAUCCAUGCCGAGUCAUUUACUAACCAUAAGACAAAGGAUUCUUCGUUCAGGGAUUCUUUGAUGGGAACUCUCAUCGCCAAGUCUCCAAUUUCAGUUGACCCUAGCUGUCAAGCCAAGCUGUACUCGGACAUUGAGGUGAUGAUCUGCACUGCUGCCAAUAAAUUUCUGCUUCGCCAAUACUACGAUGGCCGCCUCUCUCAUCACUCCGUCAACAAGGUCCUUCAGAAAUGGGGAUCAAAGAACCGUGCACCUGUGUUCCAGUUCCACUUUGAUCAGAAUACCCAACGAGAGUUGAUCCUGGAAAACCGCUGUACUCUGGAUAUCAAUUGCCAAUUUACUUCCAAUGAAGUACAGUUCGACUCGCGCAUGCAAAGCUGGAAGGCCAUCACCAAAGAUAUGAGUACACGCACCUUUUGCCUGCCAGAUGAAGUCAUUCGCAAGCACCUGUCCGACUUUCCACAGAUUCUGGAUAUGUUGGAUGCACCGACUUCAGCCUUUGAUGAGCUGAAUGAAUUGAGUGCCUGGGCGCAGUGCCUGAUGUUGCAAGCAUCACUGGACGCUCGUGGUUCGAAGCGGAGAUAG
Penicillium verhagenii is the source of this 1680-nucleotide messenger RNA. RefSeq lists its product as uncharacterized. The record is from RefSeq and is a predicted model, not a curated record. The transcript has a single exon. Bases 1 to 1680 code for a protein of 559 amino acids. Lineage: Eukaryota; Fungi; Ascomycota; Eurotiomycetes; Eurotiales; Aspergillaceae.